GCAGUCAAAUUGAUAGGUGUCAAAAUCAUUGUGUAAUAAAGAGCAAAAUUUGAGUGAAUUAUAAUCAUUUGCAAUCCAUUUUAGUUCAAAAUUAAAGAGUUCAAGAUGAAUCUAUCAGAUGUAUCUGAAUGUUCCAGCGAAUCAGACUCAUUUUUUCAAACUGUCUUGAAGACUAAUAAAAACCGAGUUAUCGAUCGAUCAUUACUGACUCGAAAACAACAUUUAAAACUUUUAUGCCUUCCUAAUCCAAAACCUAAACAACCUAGUUUACCUGCAAGAAAAAUUAAGCGAUGCAAAAUUCCACACAUAUGCCCAGAACGAAUUGAUCAACUAUCUAUUCCAAAAUCGGUUUAUAUUUUGGAUGUAUUAGAAAAAUAUAAUCAAAGAUUAGAUCCCGAUCGGAUUGUUCGAUUAGUAAAAUUACUACAAUCUGAAAAACAGAAUGAAGAGAAAAAAUGUAAACCAAAGAAAAGUAAAAAAAAACGUAAAGGUAAAAAGCAAUCAGUUAAGGAGUGUAUUCGAAUAUGGUUAAAAAUGAGGAUUGAGUUAACCACCAAACUGAUUAUGAAACAUUUAAAAGAACAAGAAAACAAACUAACACCUAAUUAUCGACAAUUAUUGAUCGCAUUAGGACUGAUGAGAUGUUUAAAAGUUCAGAAGAAGCCCACAAUGAGAUACACUAAGAAAUAUUUAAUGGAUAUUUGUGAAAAGUUAGCCAUUGAAGUUGAUAAUGAAUGUAAACCGUAUGGUUUAGAAUUAGAACCGGUCGAAGUUAAACCAGAAGAAGAAGAAGAAGAAGUUGAAAAGAAACACGUUAUUUGGAUCAUGUCUGAACCACCAUCAGAGUAUGAGAGUGAAGAAGAAGAAGAAAAAGUAGAAGAGGAAGAGGAAGAAAUUGGGGAGGAAGAAGCCGAAGAAAUCACCAUUGCUCUGGAAGAUUUAAUGUUAGCUGUAGAAGAAGAAGAGGAAGAGGAAAGGAUACCAACAAUUCUUGAAGAAGGCGAAGAAGAAGAAGGCGAGGAAGGUUUGGGAGAAGAAGCAGCUGCUGAACAUGUGGGUGAAGAAGAAGGUGCUGAGGGCGCUGAGGGUGCUGAAGGUGCUGAAGGUGCUGAAGGUGCUGAAGGCGCUGAAGGUGCUGAAGGUGUAGAAGGUGAAGAAGGCGUAGAAGGUGAAGAAGGUGGAGAAGGCGAAGAAGGUGGAGAAGGCGGAGAAGCUGGUCUUGAAGGUGAAGAAGGAAUAAUUGGAGAGUUAGAGGGUGAAGAAAGUAUUGGUGAAGGCGAUCAAGCUGCCGGAGAAGGUAUUGGUGAAGAAGACUUACUACCAAGCGAAUAUGAAAUGGGUGAAGAAUAUCCUGGAAUUGAAGGAUUAAUGUUGGAAGAACUAUUAGAACAAGAAUUAAUACCAGAAGAACUAGUAGAACCAACACCAAAAGGCAUGGCGAUGGAAAUGGUUGAUACACAUCCAGAAAAUACAGUUUCUUAUGUAUCUUGGAAAAUUUAUGAUUCAUGGCUUGAAGAAUUCGCUAAUAAUAUCGCUACAUACGGAAAAUGUUUAAGAAACUUUAGAGAUGUCCUUGGAGCCAAAAAUAUGCUUUAUUCUGAUCGUGAAAAGAUUGAAACAAUUAUUACAAAUUGGUCAACAUAUUUAUCAGAUUGUUUCCGUUUUGAAACGCAAAUUUCUGAAGCAUUCAAAGGCAAACCUGUUACAAAAUGUCCAAAAUGCGCUGAUUAUACUCUAUACGAUAUCCCAAUCGACCACGAAUUACCUCCAGAACUUGAAGAAGCCGCCCAAUCGACAGCUAGAUGGACGAAACUUCUUAGUGAAGCUGAAAGAUUAUGUAGAAGCUUUGCUGCAGCUGAUGAUAUUUCUGUUAUGAGUCAUGAAACUAUCGAAAUUGUCGACACAGGCAGCGAGUCGAUUAAGAGCAGCGACAUUUCAUCUGUGUAUUCGUUUGAAUUUUUACAAGCCGACGAUUAUGUUAUUCCAGCGGAAAUCAUUAUCGAUCCUAAUGCACCUAAAGGUAAAGGUAAAGGUGCAAAAGGAGCAAAAGGUGGAAAAGAUAAAGGCGCAAAAGGUGGUAAAGGAAAGAAAGGGAAAAAGUAA
Messenger RNA from Onthophagus taurus, 2103 nucleotides. Its product is annotated as neurofilament medium polypeptide-like. Lineage: Eukaryota; Metazoa; Arthropoda; Insecta; Coleoptera; Scarabaeidae. The record is from RefSeq and is a predicted model, not a curated record.